AGCGGCCGGUCGCCGUGGUGUUUGCCCGAGCGCCUCCCCCAGCCGGGACCCCCGCGCCGGUACUGCUGGUUUGCCGGGUCACCGGUUUCUACCCCCGGCCCGUCCGCGUGGCCUGGCUGCAGGAUGGGGAGGAGGUGGGGCCGGGCGGGCGGCUGAACUCCAGCGGGAUCCUGCCCAACGCGGACCUGACCUACCAGCUGCGCAGCUCACUGGCCGUGGGGCCGGGCGCCGGGCACAGCUACGCCUGCCGGGUGCAGCACAGCAGCCUGGGGGGCCGAAGCCUGCUGAUCCCCUGGGAGCAGAGCAGGCCCUGGGGCCCCGGCCUGGUCGUGGGCAUCACCCUGGGGGUUGUGGCCGUAGUCGCCGUGGCCGUGGUGCUCUGGCGGAGCAGACGCAGGGGCUACCAGGACGUUAGAUCAGGGGAGUCCAGUCCCUGAGGGGGCGACACCGGCCCCAGUGUGGGGAUCGGCCCCUCUC
Molecule: messenger RNA, 477 nt
Organism: Terrapene triunguis (Three-toed box turtle)
Lineage: Eukaryota; Metazoa; Chordata; Testudines; Emydidae
Product: antigen-presenting glycoprotein CD1d2-like
Exons: 3
Biological process (GO): antigen processing and presentation, endogenous lipid antigen via MHC class Ib; positive regulation of T cell mediated cytotoxicity; immune response
Cellular component (GO): external side of plasma membrane
Molecular function (GO): exogenous lipid antigen binding; lipopeptide binding; endogenous lipid antigen binding
Source: RefSeq, a predicted model, not a curated record